This is a messenger RNA of Protopterus annectens (West African lungfish), 3483 nucleotides long. RefSeq lists its product as uncharacterized. NCBI's taxonomy places the organism in Eukaryota, Metazoa, Chordata, Ceratodontiformes, Protopteridae. The transcript has a single exon. The record is from RefSeq and is a predicted model, not a curated record. The coding region runs from base 1 to 3483 and encodes 1160 amino acids.
AUGUUGACAUCUGAAUUAACUACAUAUUAUACCACGCUGACAUCUGAAGUAAAUACAGCUUAUAGCAUACUGAUGCCUGAAAUAACUGCAGGUUAUACCUCCCUGAUGUCUGACAUAAUUAUAGCUUAUACCACACUGACACCUGAAAUAACUACAGCUUAUAUCAUGCUGACACCUGAAAUAACUAGAGUUUAUACCAUGCUGACACCUGAAAUAACUACAGCUUAUACCAUGCUGACAUCUGAAAUAGCAACAGCUUAUACCAUACUGACACCUGAAAUAAUUACAACUUAUACCACCCUGAUGUCUGACAUAAUUGCAGCUUAUACCACACUGACACCUGGAAUAAUUCCAGCUUAUACCUUCCUGAUGUCGAACAUAACUACAGCUUAUAUUAUGCUGACACCUGAAAUAACUACAGCUUAUACCAUACUGACACCUGAAAUAACUACAGCUUCUACCACGCUUGGAUCCGAAAUAACUACAGCUAAUACUACACUGAUGUCUGAUAUAACUACAGCUUAUACCACCCUUAUAUGUAAAAUAACUAUAGCUUAUAUCGUCCUCAUGUCUAAAAUAACUACAGCUUAUACCAUGAUGACACCUGAAAUAACUACAGCUUAUACCAUGAUGAUAUCUGACAUAACUACAGCUUAUACCACUCUGACACCUGAAAUAACUACAGCUUCUACCAUACUGACACCUGAAAUAACUACAGCUUCUACCAUGCUUGGAUCUGAAAUAACUACAGCUAAUACUACACUAAUGCCUGAUAUAACUACAGCUUAUAACACCCUUAUAUGUAAAAUAACUAUAGCUUAUAUCAUCCUCAUGUCUAAAAUAACUAUAGCUUAUACCAUGAUGAUAUCUGAAAUAACUACAGCUUAUACCACUCUGACACCUGAAAUAACUACAGCUUCUACCAUGCUGGCAUCUGAAAUAACUACAGCUUCUACCACACUUGGAUCUGAAAUAACUACAGCUAAUACCACACUGAUGUAUGACAUAACUACAGCUUAUACCACCCUUAUAUGUAAAAUAACUAUAGCUUAUAUCAUCCUCAUGUCUAUAAUAACUACAGUUUAUACCACAAUGACACCUGAAAUAACUACAGCUUACACCAUGAUGAUAUCUGAAAUAACUACAGCUUAUACCACUCUGACACCUGAAAUAACUACAGCUUCUACCAUGCUGGCAUCUGAAAUAACUACAGCUUCUACCACGCUUGGAUCUGAAAUAACUACAGCUAAUAUCACACUGAUGUCUGACAUAACUACAGCUUAUAAAACUCUUAUAUGUAAAAUAACUAUAGCUUAUACCGUCCUCAUGUCUAAAAUAACUGUAGCUUAUACCAAGAUGACACCUAAAAUAACUACAGCUUACACCAUGAUGAUAUCUGAAAUAACUACAGCUUAUACCACUCUGACACCUGAAAUAACUGCAGCUUCUACCAUGCUGGCAUCUGAAAUAACUACAGCUUCUACCACGCUUGGAUCUGAACUAACUACAGCUAAUACCACACUGAUGUCUGACAUAACUACAACUUAUAAAACCCUUAUACGUAAAAUAACUAUAGCUUAUAUCAUCCUCAUGUCUAAAAUAACUAUAUCUUCUACCAUGAUGACACCUGAAAUAACUACAGCUUACACCAUGAUGAUAUCUGAAAUAACUACAGCUUAUACCACUCUGACACCUGAAAUAACUACAGCUUCUACCAUGCUGGCAUCUGAAAUAACUACAGCUUCUACCACGCUUGGAUCUGAAAUAACUACAGCUAAUACCACACUGAUGUCUGACCUAACUACAGCUUACAAAACCCUUAUAUGUAAAAUAACUAUAGCUUAUACCGUCCUCAUGUCUAAAAUAACUAUAGCUUAUACCAAGAUGACACCUAAAAUAACUACACUUUACACCAUGAUGAUAUCUGAAAUAACUACAGCUUAUACCACUCUGACACCUGAAAUAACUACAGCUUCUACCAUACUGACACCUGAAAUAACUACAGCUUCUACCAUGCUUGGAUCUGAAAUAACUACAGCUAAUACUACACUGAUGCCUGAUAUAACUACAGCUUAUACCACCCUUAUAUGUAAAAUAACUAUAGCUUAUAUCAUCCUCAUGUCUAAAAUAACUAUAGCUUAUACCAUGAUGACACCUGAAAUAACUACAGCUUAUACCAUGAUGAUAUCUGAAAUAACUACAGCUUAUACCACUCUGACACCUGAAGUAACUACAGCUUCUACCAUGCUGGCAUCUGAAAUAACUACAGCUUCUACCACACUUGGAUCUGAAAUAACUACAGCUAAUACCACACUGAUGUAUGACAUAACUACAGCUUAUACCACCCUUAUAUGUAAAAUAACUAUAGCUUAUAUCGUCCUCAUGUCUAUAAUAACUACAGUUUAUACCACAAUGACACCUGAAAUAACUACAGCUUACACCAUGAUGAUAUCUGAAAUAACUACAGCUUAUACCACUCUGACACUUGAAAUAACUACAGCUUCUACCAUGCUGGCAUCUGAAAUAACUACAGCUUCUACCACGCUUGGAUCUGAAAUAACUACAGCUAAUACCACACUGAUGUCUGACAUAACUACAGCUUAUAAAACUCUUAUAUGUAAAAUAACUAUAGCUUAUACCGCCCUCAUGUCUAAAAUAACUGUAGCUUAUACCAAGAUGACACCUAAAAUAACUACAGCUUACACCAUGAUGAUAUCUGAAAUAACUACAGCUUAUACCACUCUGACGCCUGAAAUAACUGCAGCUUCUACCAUGCUGGCAUCUGAAAUAACUAGAGCUUCUACCACGCUUGGAUCUGAAAUAACUACAGCUAAUACCACACUGAUGUCUGACAUAACUACAGCUUAUAAAACCCUUAUACGUAAAAUAACUAUAGCUUAUAUCAUCCUCAUGUCUAAAAUAACUAUAGCUUCUACCAUGAUGACACCUGAAAUAACUACAGCUUACACCAUGAUGAUAUCUGAAAUAACUACAGCUUAUACCACUCUGACACCUGAAAUAACUACAGCUUCUACCAUGCUGGCAUCUGAAAUAACUACAGCUUCUACCACGCUUGGAUCUGAAAUAACUACAGCUAAUACCACACUGAUGUCUGACAUAACUACAGCUUAUAAAACCCUUAUAUGUAAAAUAACUAUAGCUUAUACCAUCCUCAUGUCUAAAAUAACUAUAGCUUAUACCAAGAUGACACCUAAAAUAACUACAGCUUACACCAUGAUGAUAUCUGAAAUAACUACAGCUUAUACCACUCUGGCACCUAAAAUAACUGCAGCUUCCACCAUGCUGGCAUCUGAAAUAACUACAGUUUAUGCCACACUGAUGUCUAACAUAACUACAGCUUAUACCUCUGUGAUGUCAGAAAUAUCUACAGCUUAUGCCUCUGUGAUGUGUGAAAUAACUUCAACUUAUACUACUCUGACACCUGAAAUAACUGCAGCUUAUACCACGCUGACACGUAAAUAA